UGUGCAAUGCUUUAGUUGUGAAAAUGGCUGCAAAUAUGUUUUUCAUCCACCUCUUCAUCAAAUGGUUAAUCAAAAUUAUUAUCUUUAAAAUAUUCUUCAUCGGUGUAAUCACAACUACCUUUCAAGAGGAACAUAUCUUUGAAGCAGCCUUUCAAGGCGAAUGUCGGACAAGUGGACCGUGUGAUCAGUUAUGCUAUGAUCUACACGACGGUACGUUUGAAUGCUCGUGUAAUAUGGGAUUUACUCUCGACAAUAACGGCUACAGUUGUACCGAGGAUAAACUCGUUACAGAAAAAUCGAUUAAUAUUAUAACAAAACCCGAAUUAUCACCUGAAGUGGAAAAUAAAGAAAAAAAUGAAAUACAAGUAUUCAGAGACAACACUCCUAAGAGACCACUAAAUCAAUUGGUUUCUAAUACACUGUCAAUAUCUGGUCGACAAUGGUUUAUAACGUCUCCGCACAAAUCUAUUGGCCAUCCAUGGAGUCAAAAGAGACGGACGCGAAGUAAAAAUGAACGAAAACACUGGAAAAGUGCGACAAAAAGUCAUCACAAAAGAAAACUUAAAGUUAGAGAUGAAGACAAUGACAGACAUCGACUCAGUUAUAGGACUCAUAAAAGAAAACAUAGAAAGAAGAAAAAGAAAAAUACUGUUGACUUUGAGGAAUACCAGCCAUACAUACAAUCAAAUGCAAUAUUAUUAUAAUUCA
Oppia nitens is the source of this 708-nucleotide messenger RNA. RefSeq lists its product as uncharacterized. The record is from RefSeq and is a predicted model, not a curated record. The transcript has 3 exons. NCBI's taxonomy places the organism in Eukaryota, Metazoa, Arthropoda, Arachnida, Sarcoptiformes, Oppiidae. Bases 24 to 704 code for a protein of 226 amino acids.